This is a messenger RNA of Cuscuta epithymum, 1729 nucleotides long. The record is from the annotation of a GenBank genome assembly. Lineage: Eukaryota; Viridiplantae; Streptophyta; Magnoliopsida; Solanales; Convolvulaceae.
CUGUUAACUAACUUUUGGCCGCCGCCUCCAAACUCCAACGCUGGUGGAAACCAAUUGAUUCGGUGUGGCUGGAAGAAGGGCGAACAACAAGGGGGAAGCUCCUUGAGUCUACUUGUGACAUGGUUCAAACGCACGCAAGUUAGUUUUUGUUUUGGUGGCAGAGGUUUCGACCGAAACUAGGCAGGGAGCAGGGGACCGAUCUUGGCACUCUGGCUUAGUUUUUGAGUCCGUUUGAUUCUGUUCUGCCGUAGAGAAGUUCUUGUCAUUGUUGGGUUUUUAGUUUAAUCAUGGAUGUCAAUUGAGGAGGAAGAAAAUAAUGGCCUCGUGUUUGAGUCAGGAGCUCUCAAUGUCCAUAAUGGGGAGGAAGAGAAUCCACGUUUCGCUGCUGUUGCUAGAGUCAUCACGAAUAAACUUGUCCGUUCUGUCUCUUUCAGAGAUACAAUGGACAUGAUAUGGCGUCCGAGCAGAGGAGUGAGUAUUGAGCAGAUAGGAGAUAUGUGUUUUAUGCUUCAGUUGUUUCAUGAGAGUGAUAUCUCACGAGUUUUGCAGGAUGGGCCCUGGUCUUUUGAUCAGAAUCUAGUUGUUAUAAGCAGGGUGGGAGAGAGGGACAUGCCACUAGAGGUGGAGCUUAACCAUGCAGAAUUCUGGGUUCAAAUUCACAAUUUACCUCUCAGUUUUAUGACUGAGACAGUGGCGAUUGGAGUUGGCCGAUACUUGGGGAGACUGGUAAAGAUUGACGAAAGAACUCUGAAGGGGAAAAGUAAGGAGUUUGUUCGAAUCCGUGUGUCAAUUGAUGUCAGGAGUGCCCAGAAGAGAAGAACUCAAUUAAGGGAGGAAUGAGAUGGUUGGUUCUGGGCGCACUUCAGAUACGAGAGGUUCCAAAUUUAUGCUUCAUAUGUGGGGUUCUAGGAAUUGUCCCUUGAACAGCAAUGCAGGACCUUGGGUGGGGGACAAACCGUAUGAUCCCUAGAUGAGGGCAGAUAUGCGUCGAGGGGGAACCCAUCUGGGAAAUAAAUGGCUUGUACCGAAUUUGGGACGUGAGGGGAAGAAUACUAUGGAGGCAAAGGUAAGGCAGAGUCAGCUGGUGGGAUGUUAGGAGAAGGGCACCGAUGUGGGAUGCUAUUUGGUACAGGGCUUGAUCUCGCGAGGGAAAGAGAAAGAAGAGAGGGUGGAGGAACCACAACAGGAUAAGAGUUUAGAGGAGGGCGAAUCCCGGAAGAGAAGAGCAGUGGACCUGGAGAAUUUGGUGGAGGCACAAGUAAAUAUGGAGGUCGAUGGACAUGGGUCAAAAAACGAGGCAGUGGCGGUGCUACAGAAUCAACACCGCCUGGAAUAUCAUUAGGUGUUGCAAAUGGGAGUCUUCCUUUGGAGGUGGCUGGACAAACCUCUUCUUCUCCCUUCCUGAUGGAUGGUCAAGUCGGAAUGAUGUCCUUGGAGGUGGUGGAUCAAUCCUCUUCUCCCUUGCUGGUGGCUGGUGAAACCAGAGAGUCUAUUGUUAUUGUUCCUUUUCAAAUUUCAAAUGAUUGUUUUUUAUUUUUAUGUCAUAGUAGCAAGUCCAGCAAUACUGAUAGUUUAGCCUACUAUAUUGUGGAGUUAGCGAUCUGGCACGGCCUCUCGGGGCUAGCUAGUUCUAUGUCUCGCUCCAGGUUUGCUCUGAGUUGUUGCUCUGUUUUGUCUAUUGUUACUUUAAAUAUUAUGAAUAAAUGAGUGUCUUCCUUUUAAAAAAAAU